Messenger RNA from Engraulis encrasicolus (European anchovy), 1017 nucleotides. It is a transcript of the gene cd40lg, whose product is annotated as CD40 ligand. Gene Ontology annotation, biological process: immune response. Lineage: Eukaryota; Metazoa; Chordata; Actinopteri; Clupeiformes; Engraulidae. The transcript is spliced from 5 exons. Gene Ontology annotation, molecular function: tumor necrosis factor receptor binding. Gene Ontology annotation, cellular component: membrane. The record is from RefSeq and is a predicted model, not a curated record. Bases 73 to 975 code for a protein of 300 amino acids.
UAACCUCUCCUCUCCAUCUCCAUCCUCAACUUUGGCCCUUCUCCUACCAUCACCAUCACCAUCACCGGCACGAUGAUCAACACCUACCACACCAGUAUGCCGCUUCCACCGCUACCUCCACCACCACCGGUACCGCCUCGGAUGGCGGGCCACAGCAGCAGGCCUGAAGCUCGUAAGAGCCAUCACCACCACCACUCCACGCUGCUGUGGCUGGUGUCUGUGGUGCUGGUGCUCCACGUUCUGCUGUCGUGCGUUGGAUUUAUCUACCUGUUUGACAGGGGACACCAGGCCAGUCUUCAGCAAGGAGAGUUUCAUGAAAAAUACUUUGAUGACUUCCUCAUCUUAAAGAGGCUAAAGAAAUGUGACGAUAACACGUUGGAUGAUCAGUCACUCCUCGACUGUAAACAACUUCUCGACACAUUCAGGAAUGUCAUGGCAAAGGUAAGUCAAUUUCAUGCAUCUCAAACAGAAGGGCGAGUUGCCAUGUUGACGGCUGACCAAUUCCAUGGGGCGCUGGCACACAUGGAAGUGUCAAACACACACGGAAAGACAUGUAAAGGAGGACCUAACAAGAACACUUGCGCUCUGGAAUGGAAUGACGACCACUCCAUCAGAGCUCACGUGGAAACGGGUGGGGACAGUAGGCUCACCAUCCAGCACCCAGGCUUCUACUACAUCUACUCUCAAGUCACUUUCUCCAGUGGAAACAACAAGGAGGUACUGAGGAACACCAUUAGACGCAUACAGAAGAAGGAGAGUACCAGCAAAUACACCCCACCGGAAGAAAAGGACGAAAUCCUGGUCAGUUCCUACUGUUUGCUAAAGACCAUGCCCGGCAUGCCCGGCAUGUGCACGGCCUCCACGGGUGGGGUGUUCAAGCUGGAGAAAGAUGAAGAGCUGUACGUGAGUGUCAACAAUCUCACAUGGGUCAACUAUGACUCGAAGGCCACUUUUUUUGGAUUAUACAAACUUUGAGGAAAAAUGACGGCUCGAGCCACGAGACUGCUCAAGCUCAAA